Molecule: messenger RNA, 939 nt
Organism: Carya illinoinensis
Lineage: Eukaryota; Viridiplantae; Streptophyta; Magnoliopsida; Fagales; Juglandaceae
Exons: 1
Coding region: 1-939 (312 amino acids)
Molecular function (GO): catalytic activity
Source: RefSeq, a predicted model, not a curated record
AUGAGUCUCCUGUCAUGGAAUUGUCGAAGGCUUGGGAACUCUGGAACAAUUCUAAUCCUUAGGAAAAUCACUAAGGAAAAGUGCCCCAACUUAGUUUUCCUUGUGGAGACUAAGUCCAAUAAGACUAGGAUGGAAACAGUAAGACAAGCUCUCAAGUUUGAUGGGUGUUUUGUAGUUGAAAGUGUGGGCCUAUGUGGAGGAAUAGCAAUCCUAUGGAAGGAAGAAUGGCAAGUCAGAGUUAUUAAUUAUACUAAAUGGCACAUCAGUGCCAUGGUCAUGGAUAAAACUGAUUGUAUACCCUGGCAAUUUAUUGGAUUUUAUGGACAUCCUGAAACAGGCAAAAGAAAUGGGAGCUGGGAAUUAUUGAAGAUACUGAAACCUGAACCAAGGAUACCCUGGGUGUGUGCAGGUGACUUCAAUGAAAUACUACACCAGAGAGAGAAAGUAGGAGGUCAAGGCAGGCCCUACAAACAGAUUGAGAAGUUCAGACAGGCCUUAGAACAAUGUGGUAUCCGAGAUCUCACAUACUCUGGCCAAAGGUAUACAUGGUCCAAUAAUAGAAGGGGGAAGGGCUUUACAAAGGAAAGGAUUGAUAGAGCUAUGGCAAAUAAAGAAUGGUUGGAGCUAUUUCCAUUUGCACUGUGCUAUGUACUGGCAGCAGUUAAGUCAGACCACUCACCCCUAAUCAUCUCCAUACUUCAUAACAGUGGAGGGGGAAGUAGGAAACAAAGAAUCUUCAGAUAUGAGGCAGCCUGGGACCUCAGAGAAGAUAGUGCACUCGUGCUAGAACAAGCCUGGAAAAGGAACGGAAUGGGAGGUGAUUUAGCUGAAUCAUUGAGAGAGAAGCUGGAAUCCUGUCAAAAGGGACUAACCAGGUGGGUUAAAAGUCACAACCAGGAUGAAAAAAAAAACCAUUCGAACCUGGACCAAGAUCAGUAG